AUGGAGACUCCAAAUCUCACGAUAGGGCGCCCCGCGCCGCGCCAGCAGGAUGAAGCGGGCUAUUCGGACGCUCUCGCGGGCGCGGGCACAGCUGGCUCCGCCCAGCACACCGACGUCGGCGUCAGCAGCGCGUCAGAGGCCCAGCGCACCGCCGACAAGCACGCCGCGACCGCCGCCGCGCCGCCGCCGGAGCUGCCCGCUGGCACCGGCUGGACCAGCAAGCUGCGCGCUUGGAUCACUGGGCACGAUCUGCUGCGGCUGACGCCGCCCUGGACCACCUGGCCUGAUUACAAUCAGGUCGAAAACAUCAACGCCCUGAUGACCGGGCUGUGGCCCCACGUGGCCGCUGCCAUCGAGGCGAUGGCCAAGGAGACCCUGCCCCCCCUGCUGCGCGAUACGGCGAAGCAGUAUGGUGGCGGCUGGCUGGAGGGGCUUGAGUUGGUUGACCUCAGCCUGGGGCCGACGGCACCCAGGGUGGCGGCGAUGAAGACGUUUGAUGCCUCCAGCGAUGAACAG
Messenger RNA from Monoraphidium neglectum, 516 nucleotides. RefSeq lists its product as hypothetical. Gene Ontology annotation, molecular function: lipid binding. The annotation marks the transcript as partial. Gene Ontology annotation, cellular component: endoplasmic reticulum. Lineage: Eukaryota; Viridiplantae; Chlorophyta; Chlorophyceae; Sphaeropleales; Selenastraceae. The transcript is spliced from 4 exons. The record is from RefSeq and is a predicted model, not a curated record.